GGAAACUAAAGAAGGGGAAAUAAGUCUUUGAUGGCGGGGCAGCAGCAGCAGCAACAGUCCAGCUCAGCGUCGGGGGGAGCCCAGGACAACGACAUUUUCGACAAAUACACGUGCCCCAUCUGCCUGGAACUCUUCAAGACUCCUGUCAGAAUGGUGUGCGGACACGUAUUCUGUGCAUCGUGUCUGCGUCGGUGCACGUAUGACAAAACCUCUAUGUGCGCCGUGUGCCGGGGAAAGCUAAAAACGGAGUCCUGCGCCUACGAUUUGACAACACAAAUGGAAAACAUUGAGGCAUCAUGCAAAGGCUGCAAUAAAAAAAUGAAGCUUUCAAAGAUGCGAGAGCACUUGGCCGCCUGUUCAAAAUAUGAAAAAUAUGUCAUGAAUGGAAUUAAGUCUGUCAAAAUGGGCCAAUCUCAGGAAGUUGGUGAUAUCCCAAACCGCUUUACCUUCACCUGCCCCUACUGCCAGGAACAGAACCUCGCUCGGGAAGGGUUAGUGGAUCACUGCAGGAGGUUUCACUUGACAGAUGCAACGCCUGUGGUUUGCCCAAUCUGUGCCUCCAUGCCAUGGGGAGAUCCAGGUUACAGGAGUGCCAACUUCAUAGAGCACAUUAAUCGUAGACAUCGCUUCUCCUACGACACUUUUGUGGAUUACAGCGCAGACGAGGAAGCAAUGAUAAAUGAAGCAUUGGUACGGUCUGUUUCAGAAAACUGAGCCUUCUCGGCUUCCGCAGCUGAGAUCGGACGCAGAAAUUCCCGCGACCACCGUUGCGCCAACUUGGAAAUAGACUUUCCAACAACUU
This is a messenger RNA of Xenopus laevis (African clawed frog), 802 nucleotides long. It is a transcript of the gene rnf114.L, whose product is annotated as ring finger protein 114 L homeolog. Gene Ontology annotation, cellular component: cytoplasm. Gene Ontology annotation, biological process: protein ubiquitination; protein polyubiquitination; ubiquitin-dependent protein catabolic process. Lineage: Eukaryota; Metazoa; Chordata; Amphibia; Anura; Pipidae. Gene Ontology annotation, molecular function: ubiquitin protein ligase activity; ubiquitin-protein transferase activity. The record is from RefSeq and is marked predicted.